CUCUUUCUUCUUCUGCGAAACCCUAGAAUUCUUCUGCAAAAAUCUCUGUGUCUUCUUCUUCCUGAAUCCAAAUCUUGUGUCAAGAGUAAACCAUGCGGAGCGAGAGAAUUGAUACAGAUGAAGCAGAAACGAGAACGAGAACAAAUCUCUCGCAAGAAGUCGAAGAAUAUAUCAAAGACACAAUUGAUCACUCGUUAGGUCUUCCGAUCUCCAUGGAAGCUCUUCAGAAGAAGCUUUAUACGGCUGAAGAAUCUCAACGCCGUCUUCGCGAACAGUAUCUGGCUUUGGUUUCGCGAUUAAAGGAGAAAGAUCAUGUAAUCGAUCGUGUUAGGUCUGAAGCGAGUAUGAAUGCGCAAGCGUUGAAGAAGUUUGUUGAUGAGAAUCAGAAAUUGGCUAGUGAGUGUGGGAAUUUGUUGAGUCAGUGUAAGAAAUUGGAGAAAGAGUGUUUGCUAUAUCAUCAAGAUCGUGAUGCGUUGAUGGAGUUUGGGAAUGAAUCUGAUGAGAGAGCUAGAGAAGCAGAAGCUAGGGUUCGUGAAUUGGAGGAUGAAAUUGGAAGAAUGUCUGAGGAAAUGCAGAUUUUUAAGCGUCAAAUUGGAGAUGGUGAAGUUGACAGCUGCAACACACCGUUAGAAGAAGAUUUGCUUGAUUCAGUUUUGGGAUCACUCAUAAGCAAAGAUGAAACUAUAAUGGGACGUCUCUUCUUGGAGGCAAACGUCCAAGACCAAUCGUGCCAAGCCUUGUUGAGCAAGUGGGAUCAUUUAAAGCCUUCAACGCAAAAGGUUCUUUCUUUAGUUUCAAGAGCAAAGAAAUUUGAAAAGGAAAAAGAAUGCAUCAUCAUGAAUCUCGCUAAAGCCGAGCAAGAGGUGGAACUUGUGAGCACCCUAAACCGAAAGCUGGAUAAAGAAAAUCGUAAGUUGCUAAGGCAACAACAAAGUCCUAUUUGUUCUACAGAGCGGAACCGGAACAGCGCAUCCGCAAAGUCAAACAAGAGAAAGAGUCCGAAGACGAUGAGCAGUCCGGUCGAGAAGAGGCUUGAGUUUAGCAGUCCAGAAAUUAGCAGGAAGCCUCUAUCACCUGUAUGGAAUAACUCACCAGAUUCUAAGAUGAACAAGCUUUUUCGAUUUCUCUUAUCCAAAACUCUCUCACUCAUGGCUCUUCUUCGUCUUCCUGGCAUUUCCCUCCAAAUUCUAGAUUCAAUUCCAGCAAAAUCCAGAAACAUCACCACUUACUUCUCCACCACAACACAAGAGCCAGUCCUCGAAUCUUCCUCUUCUUCAGCUACUGAGGUAGUAGAAGAAGAGAUUUCUAAAACCAGAUUGAUUGCUCAGAACGUUCCUUGGACCUCUACACCUGAAGAUAUAAGAUCAUUGUUCGAGAAAUACGGGAGUGUUAUCGACAUUGAGAUGUCUAUGCAUAAGAAGGAAAGGAAUAGAGGUUUGGUUUUCAUUGAAAUGGCUUCUCCUGAAGAAGCUGCUACAGCUCUUAAAUCUCUCGAAUCGUAUGAUUAUGAGGGUCGUCGUUUGAAAGUAGACUAUGCAAAGACCAAAAAGAAGAAGACAUAUGCGCCGCGUGAGAAGCCUUCACCAGUGCCUACAUUCAAUUUAUUCGUUGCAAACUUGGCAUUUGAAGCAAGAGCCAAGCAUCUUAAGGAGUUCUUUGAUGCAGACACUGGUAAUGUUGUGUCCACUGAAGUUAUAUUUCAUGAAAAUCCAAGGAGGUCGAGUGGUUACGGAUUUGUCUCUUUCAAAACCAAGAAACAGGCCGAGGCAGCGCUUAUUGAGUUCCAAGGAAAGGAUUUCAUGGGAAGACCAAUCCGAUUAGCUAAAAGCAAACAGUUUGUGAAAUUGCAAGCAAAAGAAGGGUUGCAGCCACCGGAGGAGGAAGAGGAACCAUCUCCUUCCGAGGCAAUGACCCAAGAGGUUGAAACUCCAGCUGCAUAAAACUGAAUAAGGUAGUAAAAGCUUAAUUGGUUUCAUUUCCUGACUCUUUUGUAUCAUUACACCUCUAAACUCUGAAUUGAUUGAAUCAGUAUAUAUAUACAUAGUCUGUGUUGCAGGAUUAUUGCUGGAGGUAUUGGAAUUGAAGAAAAAGCUUAUCGAGCU
This is a messenger RNA of Arabidopsis arenosa, 2102 nucleotides long. The record is from the annotation of a GenBank genome assembly. NCBI's taxonomy places the organism in Eukaryota, Viridiplantae, Streptophyta, Magnoliopsida, Brassicales, Brassicaceae.